UCUAUACUUUACUGAUUAUUAAUUAAUCAUAACAUAUCCUUUUGGAUUCUUCAUCCAUUUGCUUUGAAACCAUUCGGUUGAUUAUAUCGAGUUAUUUGGUGUGCAAGUUGAUUUGUGCGAUAUUUCCAGUAUCUUCGUUUGGAGUGAAAAUCGUCACUGUAAGUACAAUGUAAUAUUUCUUGCUUGCAUCAUUUAUGUCUGGUUUUAUAUUCUCUUGUGAUCAUCUAAUGUAUGUGAACUUGCUAAAUCAAUGACGUAAUGCAAAGAGAACAUCAUUCUGCAGCAGCAAUAGACCGAAGUAAUGUUUUCUUAAUUAACAUUCAUGGCAAUAAUAAUGCAAAAAUAUUCCAUGCAACUGUUAAAUGUUAAAAUGAUUGUCAAAGUUCCAUGCAGUAUUUUUUCGAUUCCUAUGUAUUGUAGCCUAAUACACCAUUGUAAUCACCGGAUAUUGAAAUGAACACAGUUUACUCUCAUGUUUCGGUACCAGACACAAAGGACAGAGAUGGUGUUCUACAGGGAGAGAGAGAACGGGACACGCGAGCGGCCACCGCUGUCUCUCAUCCUACCGCAUCUUUACCUAGGUGCAGAGACUGAUGUUACGCAGGUAAUAAUGUUUUCAUUCAGUAGGACAGUCUCUAGAAUUGAUAGCCUAGCUCUCGUCAUUGGCCAAAGCGUUGUAUUUUGACAAUGCACCGAAAAUGCAGCUCUUCCAGAAGACUAGAACUUAUUAAUAUUGCCUGUUCUCUGUCUCUCGUUUCCCGGUACUCUCCUACUCGGCUGCAGGAUUGCCUCGGCGCCCGCGGGAUCUCCUACGUGCUAAGCGUGAGCCGCUGCAGCCCGCAGCCUACUUUCCUUCCCCGUUCCCAGUACCUUCGCAUCCCCAUCGAUGACUCUCUCCGAGACGACCUGCUGCCCCAUAUCCCGGAGGCACUGCGUUUUAUUGGUGAGAAUAAUGAUGAGAUCGGGUUAGUUACGUGUCAAAUGGAUGGCACCCUAUUCCCCAUAUAGUGCCACUGCACUAUUUUCGACAAGACAAGAGAGUUAGUGCACUCUAAGGGGAAUAUAGGCUUCAUUGGAGAUUUGACCAGGGCAAAUCCUGAAGGUUAGGUAAUAGGACAUUUCUGCAUGUCAUCGUUAUGCUAUAGUCUGCAUCAUCAUGGAUGCAUAAACACUGGCGUCUGUCUGUCUGGAAGAAACACAGAUGACUCAGUUCAAGUGAUGAGCAGUUAUUGAUCAGGGUUUCAUGCAGGCCAGUUAUGCUCCUAUGGUUUCAGAAAUAUUGAAUGCUGUCACAGCCCGUUCAGUACCACAGACAAUUGAUUCAAGUCUACUGUUGCAGGAAGCCCAUUCAUGACACUUGGUAGAAGCUGUGUGUCCUUUGCACAGUUUGCAGUCUGGCUCAAGUGAUGUCAUGCGAUACAGUAUGGAUGAUUUCAAAUAAACAAUUGACUUAUCUAUAUCUUCUCUCUGUCUCAGAUGGGGCUAUGUCAUCAGGUGGAUCUGUGUUAGUUCAUUGUGCUGCAGGAAUCUCUCGCUCCCCUGCCCUGGCUGUGGCCUACAUUAUGUACAACCUGGGGAUGGACCUUGACCAUGCCUACAGGUGUGUUUGUCUGUGCUGUGUGUGUGUGUGUAUGUAUUAAUGCAUUAUAAUGAUUGUGUGUGUGUGUGUGUGUGUGUGUGUGUGUGGGCAUAUAAAGCAUCCACAUCUAAUCUUGUCUGUUCCUCACUUUCAGGUUUGUGAAAGAGCGCAGGCCUUCAAUCUCCCCAAACUUCAAUUUUCUGGGGCAGCUACAACACUUCCAGGGAACCCUGGCUCAGAAGGCCUCUAAUGGCAACCCCACUAUCCAGCCAAUCAGAUCACUGGACACAUGCCUGCAGUCAAGCAAUGAAAACAUUAGCCGCGGUUCCUCUGUCCCCCUGUCAGCCAAUCAGAUCAUGAAUAUUCAGGACAAUGGCUAUGUUGCUAAGGACUUUUUAGAGGUUGCUAAAGUGCAUAAUAUGUACAAUGAGAAUUCCACUUGUAAGACAGAGAACAUAGAGCAAAGGUGCUCGUAUUCAGGUGAAACUCAGAGUCUAUCAGAGAAGCCACAGCAAGACCAGAGGAGCGUGCCGUCACAACGGACGCUGUCUCUCUCCAGCAAACUCAGAACGCUCACUCUCAACCUGAACCAUAACCACAACCAGAACCAGAGGGAGGCCCAGAGCCCGUGUGGAGCAAUGACUCCAAGCCCCAACGAAUCAGCGACACCAACACCAAAGCCCAACACACUACAAAUCCCAACAGGUAUUGUGUCUCUCUAUGAGAAGCGCAAGAGCCUCACCCUCUCCCUGUCUCCCGUUGGUGCAAUUCCCCCGACUCCCCACCAGAAUGAGCCAGAAAGCACUAACAGGCACAGCAUUAGCCAUAAGCCAAUAUGCUCCAGCACUUCCAACACCAUCCACAAGAGGGAGUUAGAAGGCACCAGUGGUUCAAAAAGGCACGGUAGAACCCCUUCGACGGUGGCCCUUUCCUCCUCACAGACAGAUGUACAACAGAGAGAGAGGAGCACAUCCUGCGUCAAAGCAGCAGGUCAGCCCAAUCGCUGCUCCUCCCGAACCCAGGGGAAGGGUGCGAGAGAGGGAAGAGGCCAGGGUAAAAGAGAGCCCAGCCGCUGUCAGAGCGUGGAGAAGGGGAGGUCUAACUCGACUCCAAAGACAGGGAAGGACCACAGCAAGGGAAGAGCAGAGAGGGAGACACUAACUGGGAGCCUGAGCAGCAGUUCUGUUUUGAACCAGCACAGUAUCGUAGUUGACCAGCAGGUGUCACCAGCAGCUAAGCUGUCUGCAUCUGCAGUGGCGGCUGAGGAAGGUGUAGAUGCUGAACAGGGCCUCCUGUCUCCUCUCAACCUGACUGUCAACAAGCUGCUGGGCUGGGGAGAGAAGAUGCUGAUGGGGGUGCUGCUCAGCCCCCGGUUCAAAGUGAGACAGGCUGUUCUGCCCUAUAGGUGCUGA
Messenger RNA from Coregonus sp. 'balchen', 2991 nucleotides. NCBI's taxonomy places the organism in Eukaryota, Metazoa, Chordata, Actinopteri, Salmoniformes, Salmonidae. The record is from the annotation of a GenBank genome assembly.